AAAUGAAUUUCAUAUGACACUGACGUUUAAAAGCAAACUCAACAGCCUGGUGGUGACCAUGACAGCAUCAUUAUUUUGGAUACUUCUGCCAUUGAAGUAGGUUGUUUCUCAGCAAGUACAGCUUCGAGUGACACGAACACAUUGUCAUUCGUAUAGAUCAAGAAGCAUUCCCUCAAACCUUUUAGAAAAACUGGAACUUUCAAAUUCCAGGAAAUUGUUGUCUCGGAUGCCAGGUCUCAGGACUCUCAACACAAGCUCAAAACUGGUCACGUGAUGUCUGAUGACCCAACUGGUGGUGGUGGUGCGUCUUCCAUGGUUCCAGGACCGGAGCAGCAGGUCCUACAAGUGGAAGACUCUAAUUUGUCAGUUAAUCAGGGGGAUCCGUCCACGGGAAAAGACAAAAAGAAGACGGCAGCAGCCACUUUGGAUGAAACUUCUCCCUCCUCUGCUGAGUCUUUCGAGAUGUUGGAUGGUCUGGAUUUGUCCGAGUCCAUUUACGAACCAGUCCAACCUCAUUGGUUCUACUGUCGUCGGACCAAUGAGAAAGACUGGCUACCAUUCAGCCAUGAAGACUCUCUUAAGCUGGAGGAUGCCCUCAAGAACUUGAAAAAAGAAGAUGAGAGCGUGGUCGCUGUGGAGGGUGGUCGCUAUGACGUUCGCCUGACUGAGCGUCUGCGCUAUGCUGUCUACUGGGACCAGGCACCCUCAGAAGUCCGUCGCUGCACGUGGUUCUUCAAAGGAAACGAAGACCCCCGGUACAUGCCAUACCCAGAGUCUUUCAGUGAACGCUUGGAGGAUGCGUACAUGAUAGCCGUAACAUUAGGGGAGUGGAAGAGGAAGCUGGAGUUUCCCACAGGCGAGACGGUCAUUCUCCACAACCCCAAGCUCAUUAUGCAGUACCAGCCAAUCAUGCUGCAGGAUGACUGGGUCUCCUCCCCCUCUGAACAGGGGAGGCCGCGCACAGUAAAGAGGGGCAUUGAGAACAUUGCUGUGGACAUCCCAGAAGGGGAACCUCAGACAGUGGACCACCUUGUGUUUAUGGUGCAUGGGAUCGGGCCUGCAUGUGACCUUCGGUUUCGGAGCAUCAUCCAAUGUGUGAAUGAUUUCCGCAGUGCUGCCUUGAGCCUGCUCAGCUCCCACUGCAGGUCGGCCCGAGAGGAGGGCAGGGUUGGCAGGGUCGAGUUCCUUCCUGUUGACUGGCACAGUGCUCUCCAUGGCGAUGCCACCGGCGUUGACGAGUCCAUCCAACGGAUCACUCUCCCCAGCAUCAGCCGACUCCGACAUUUCACCAACGACACCUUGCUGGAUCUCUUCUUCUACAACAGCCCCACCUACUGCCAGACUAUCCUGGACACCGUGGUAACAGAGGUCAACCGACUCCACAGUCUGUUCCGUUGCCGCCACCCAGACUUUAAGGGGCAAGUGUCCCUAGUGGGCCACAGUUUGGGGUCUCUUAUUCUUUUUGAUCUUCUCACCAAUCAGAAAACAAGCUCUGAGGACUUGGGGAAUGAGAUGAAAAAAUCUUUCGGUGACCUUUCAACCCCUAAGAAAGAAAACCUGGAAGAUGCCCUCAGUAGACUGGGGCUUCAGAAAUACAUUCCUAUUCUACAGAAGGAAGAAAUGGACCUAGACUCUUUGUCUCUUUGCACAGAAACUGAAUUAGAAAAAGUAGGAAUACCUCUUGGACCACGCAAAAAAAUCUUGGACUUGGUCAGUAGAAGACAAAUCUUGAAGGAUCAUAAAGCCAGGAUGGCGGCCAUGUUACCUCCUGAAGACUUAGCAGACCACAACGAUGCCAGCGCGGCCCACCGUCAAAGCUUCCUGCGGACCUAUUCCACCACCAGUGCCGUAGACUACAAAUAUUUUGAUGUGGGGAUCGGUCAGGUGUCCAUCCAUUACCCUCAACUAUCUUUCCAUCCACACUCCUUCUUUGCGUUUGGCUCACCCAUCGGAAUGUUUCUGACUGUUCGAGGACUGAAACGUAUCGACCCCGACUACAACUUCCCCACGUGCAAGGCCUUCUUCAACAUCUACCACCCUUUUGAUCCAGUUGCGUACCGCAUUGAGCCCAUGAUUGUGCCUGAGGCUGAUCUGGAGCCGAUGCUGAUACCACAUCACAAGGGGAGGAAGAGGAUGCAUCUGGAGUUGAGGGAGAGUUUGACCCGCAUGGGUGUUGACCUGAGGAACAACGUGCUUGGCUCCCUGCGGACGGCGUGGCAGUCCUUCGCCCGUAUACCGGUGGCUGCCCUUCCAUCUGGGGAGGAAGCGGUGUGCGCAGGCGUCGCCAUGGAGACCUCAGAGACUCGAGAAACAGAGGGAACAGAGGAAAGCGAUGUAACAGAGGAAAAAGACUUAAAGAUUGGAAUGUUGAAUGGGGGUCGGCGAAUUGACUAUGUUCUCCAAGAAGCACCUAUCGAAAGUUUCAACGAGUACCUCUUUGCCAUCCAGAGUCACCUCUGUUACUGGGAAUCUGAAGACACAGCUCUUCUGCUUCUGAAGGAAAUCUAUGAAAAACAUGGUAUAGCUUUUGAACAAUCCCCAUCAUAGGACAUUAACAUAUGGAAGGACCAUAUAGAAGGAUAAAAAACAUGAAGAAAGUAUGGAAGGAUGAAGUUUUAAUUACGGUUUAUCUUUACCUCAAGACUGAUAACACAUUGAUGUGGAAUUAGAGGUUUUAAUAUCUCUACAUAUAAUUAAGUCUCUAAAGACCACUGUAGUCAUUUUUGACUAGAAAUGUUUUUGAUAUACUAAACACUAAUCCUGAAAUAAAAAUGUUUUGGGUGAUGGGUAAUGUCAGAAUAGGCAACAGCUAAUGCAUGGUUAUAUGCCAGCUUAAAUCAGCCUUGUUGCCGAGUACAAAUACCUUGACACAGCAAGUAUACUGCCUUUUUGCUGCUAUGUUAUUGGACUGCAACUUUUCCGUUUAACAGUGUUUUCAUUUCAUCUACCCAGUUAAUCAUAUGUGUACUGUUUUAUGCCAUGCAGUUAGUUGAUAACUGUGCUAUUAAUUGUUACCAAAGAUGUACCUUGUUUCCCCUCCCUCAGCCAAAACACAUUUACUUCAGUUGUGACAUGAGAGAAAAUGUUUGUAUGGGUGAGCUGUACAACAUUUUUUUCAGUACAUCAUCGCCAAUUAUAAGUUAACCCUUUAAUCAACCUGUUGCAUACAGGUUUAGUUUUCACUACAUUACAGCAUUUCGUCAGUGCAGAGCCUUUGCAGCAUACAAACUAAGUUAUAAGACCACAAGCCACUGCAGCAGCUGGUCACCAUAUCCUAGAAUCCAUAUCAAGAAGCAGGAUUACCCAAACCAACAUAUGUGAGGACGGUCAGAUUGGAAUUGAUUGUCAGAGUUAAAUUAAGAUACAAAGCAAAACACUUCACGCUGAUUUAUGUUGAAGAAAGAAACACCAGAAGAAAUUGCAUGUUGUUUUUACAGUUUUGAGGUGUGGUGCCAAAUCUGAUUGUGGUAAGAGUGUGUUGAGUUUGUUCAUAUCCUAAUGCCUGCAAUAUGUGACUCUUUCGUGCAAUAUGUGACUCUUUUCUCCCAUUUCCUUUGUAAAAGGACUGAACUUUCCAGAAGCACUUUACUUUGGCAUGUUUCUCACUGCCUGAUCAGCCAGUCACGUGGUUGUUACCCUUCACUCUUUUCAAAUUGAUGAAUAAUGGUGAUUGGACAGAGACAUUCCAGAUUGUCAGCAGGCAUCAUUACUCGCACUCUGACCCCUGAAGUGCAUCUUAAGGGAACACUUUUGUGAAAAGGGUAAAACAAAAUGCCCCAUUCCAGUUGUGUCUUUCACCCCUCCAGUACCCUGGUCAGUCACGUACCUUUUUAAUAAUGUACUAAGUGGUACCUUAAGUUUACUUCAGGUGUGCAAAUGUACAGGUGCGGGUAAGGUCAUUUGAGCUUAUGAACUUUGUAAAAAUAAAGUUCUCAUUUUGCCAAUAUGAUCAGAGGAUAAUCAACUAUUGUGUUGCAGCUUGAAGUUAUUUGAAUCGUACAAGUAUUAUGAAGUUGGUGACAUUUUGAGAACAAAAUGCUUUGCUUGCUCUUUUAUUUUAUUUUUUGUGUGCUAUGCAUGUGUCACAAAAACUGAAGGUAUAUCACAGUAAUCCUCUCACAGUGCACUCUAAAAUGCUGCCAUUUUGUUCAGUUACCCACACUCAAAAUUUUAUACUGGCUAUGAGAAAUACUGAAAUACAGCAUUACAGUUUUAUUUAUUUGUAUGUUUUAUUUAUCCAAUUUCAUGUAUUUGAACAAAUGAAUAAAUAAACAUUUAACAAA
Alosa sapidissima (American shad) is the source of this 4283-nucleotide messenger RNA. Its product is annotated as phospholipase DDHD2-like. The transcript is spliced from 18 exons. Gene Ontology annotation, molecular function: protein binding; metal ion binding; triacylglycerol lipase activity. The record is from RefSeq and is a predicted model, not a curated record. NCBI's taxonomy places the organism in Eukaryota, Metazoa, Chordata, Actinopteri, Clupeiformes, Clupeidae. Bases 274 to 2547 code for a protein of 757 amino acids. Gene Ontology annotation, cellular component: COPII-coated ER to Golgi transport vesicle.